This is a messenger RNA of Larimichthys crocea (large yellow croaker), 8051 nucleotides long. Its product is annotated as contactin-associated protein-like 4. Bases 846 to 5108 code for a protein of 1420 amino acids. The transcript is spliced from 29 exons. NCBI's taxonomy places the organism in Eukaryota, Metazoa, Chordata, Actinopteri, Sciaenidae. The record is from RefSeq and is a predicted model, not a curated record.
GCAGCAGCAAGCUGGUUAUAAAUGUAGAAAAAUAAAUGAACAGCAGUUAUUAUGACUUUAAAUCAAUAUGAAGUUCACUGAGAAAGCUUAAAAUGAGUUUGUAGCACAAAUAUUAACAGAAUAAAAUGAUAAUAUUUGAUGUAAAGUGCCGUUUUUAGCCACAUAACCUAACAAACUUAGCAUGGGGUGACGGUUUUAAGAGAAAAGGAGUUAAAAUCCUCUUUUUAACUUUAUUAUUUUAACUAGAAUUAAGACGUAGGGAAGAUGUGAUGAAGACAGAUCAUUUGUAAAAACGUAAUAAAGUGUGAAAACGGGAAUAAAUCGACAUAUUUUCGUGUUUGGUGCUAGCGCAGGUUAGCUUAGCUUAGCUUAGCUUCAGCCGUUGGUUUGUGCUAAGCUAACCCACCUGUACAGGUAACUUCCGGCACAUUUUGAAUAAUAAAUAAACAAACCCAGCAAAGAAACAGACAGGAGAUCGGUGGACUAAGCUGCAAUAAGUCUCUGUGGACGUUUUUAUUUUAUUUAUUUCAAAUUUUUUUGAUUUUUUUGGGGUAACCGUUAAAACCUAACGGCCGUUAGCAUAAGCUAACCAACCGUUACCUAGCAACUAAAAGCUACAACUACACCUUUCUUCCCUGCAGCUGCUUUUAUUGCCUUUUGACACCAAUAUAAGGACAAGUAAAAGCAGGUGCGUGCGGAGGACUGCUUGUUGUCGAUGACGUAGCUGAUCACAACCGACGUGGUGACGGAUAAAGUCUGCACCAGCCAGCGGAGUGACAGCCGGCCUCAGAGGGCGGACGGAGACACACGAGGAGCAUCGACAAUGGAAGAAGACGUUGACAGUGAUGAAGACGUGUAGCUGCAGACAGACAAGAACCUGCCAGCUGAAGAAAACCUUAUUUCUCUCUUCUGUAAGAUCCGAUGAAGAGCGGCUCACCUGUAGUCCACCCAGCCGAUCCAGGAAGUGCCUCUCUGAGGAAACCUGCCUCCGUCUUCAUCGUCAUCAUCAUUGUCUGACCGGCAGCCUGGAGGCAUUUCACCCCCGUCUGACAGUCGGGUUUGAGGAGAUCUCUCUUGGAGCUGGAGAGGAGAGGUUGGCCGUCUCUCUCUCUCUCUCUCCUCCAGCAGCCGUCGUGCUUCCCCUGCAGCCUCCCCGUCGCUUCAUCAUGGAUCUGUGGACUAAAAGAGUCGUUGGGAUUAUCGUUCAGGUCGCGCUGCUUCUCUCCAGCUCGUACGGGACAACCGGAGAAGAGGUGUGUGACAGCGCGCUGGUGUCCAAUCUGCCGCCGUCGUCCUUCAGGAGCUCCUCCCAGCUGUCCAGCAGUCACGCGCCGGGCUUCGCCAAACUGAACCGGAGAGACGGAGCUGGAGGUUGGUCUCCACUCACCUCAGACAGGUACCAAUGGUUGGAGGUCAGCCUGGGUGAGCGGACCAAGAUCACUGCUGUCGCCACUCAGGGCCGCUACGGCAGCUCCGAUUGGCUGACGUCGUACCUGCUGAUGUUCAGCGACACGGGACACAACUGGAAACAGUACAGACAGGAGGACAGCAUAGGGUCUUUUCCAGGUAACAGUAAUGCGGACAGCGUGGUUCAGUACAAACUGCAGCAGCCGGCGAUCGCUCGCUUCCUCCGCCUCAUUCCUCUCGCCUGGAAUCCCAGCGGGAGGAUUGGACUCCGACUGGAAACCUACGGAUGUCCCUACACCUCUGAUGUUGUGAGCUUGGACGACAGCAGCAGCAGCAGCAGCAGCAGCAGUCUGGUGUACAGGUUGAGUCCCGGGGGGCCGAGGCGGACGUCCAGAGAUGUCAUUUCCCUGAAGUUUAAAACCCUGAGGAAUUCUGGGACACUGCUGCACGCGGAGGGAGAGGGAGGACUCGGCCUGAGUCUGGAGUUAGAGAGAGGAAAGCUACAGCUGCUGCUCAGACAAGGUAGGACUUCAUCCUCUGAACCCCGGCGUCUCGCCUCUCUCGGCAGCCUGUUAGACGAUCAACACUGGCACCAUUUAGCAGUGGAGCGGCGCGGCUCUCACCUCAACCUCACUGUGGACAAACACACGGAGAGGGUUCAAAUCCCUGCAGAGUUCAGCCACUGGGACAUCGAACAGCUGAGUGUGGGAGCAGUCCAGAGAUCUCAGAAACUGAACUUUCAUGGCUGCCUGGAAAACCUGCUGUACAACGACCUCAACCUGAUAGAACUCGCUAAAAAUAAUGACCAACAGGUUACAGUAGUGGGCAAUGUGACCUUCUCUUGUGCUGAGCCAGUUUCCGUCGCCGUGACGUUCCCCGGCCCCCAGAGCUUCCUCCAGUUGCCGUUGCCGACAGCGACGGCGUCCUCCUCCUCUGGGGGCCUAACCGUGGGGUUCCAGUUCAGGACGUGGGACAAGGCGGGGCUUCUGCUCACCUUUGCCCUGCCUCAGGAAGGGGGCGUGGUUUGGCUGUACCUGAGCGAGGCCAGGCUGCGGCUACAGAUCCAUAAAGCUGGCAGGGCACUGCUGGAGCUCAGUGCCGGUUCUGCUCUGAACGACGGGCAGUGGCAUUCGGUGGAGCUGAACUCCAGACGAGGUCGUCUGACCGUCAGCGUAGAUCAAGAAGAAGGAGGCGUCGCUCACGCCAGCUCCUCCGUCACCGCGGGAAGUCGACUCUUCUUUGGUGGUUGUCCCGCUGAAGAAGACGGUCACGAAUGUGAAAAUCCCUUCAACAUCUUUAAAGGCUGCAUGCGUCUCCUCAGCAUCGAUAGCCGGCUGGUGGACCUGAUUAUGGUGCAGCAAAGACUGCUGGGAAAUUACAGUCAUCUGCAGAUCGACAUGUGUGGCAUCAUUGACAGGUGUUCUCCCAGUCGUUGUGAACACGGCGGACGCUGCAGUCAAUCCUGGACCGUCUUCCACUGUAACUGCUCUGACAGCGGCUACAGUGGAGCGACCUGCCACAGCUCUGUGUACGAACAGUCCUGCGAGGCGUACAAACACAACGGCAACACGUCGGGACACUUUUAUAUCGACGUGGACGGCAGCGGACCAAUCAAACCGCAGCUGGUCUACUGCAACAUGACAGAGGAGAACACGUGGAUGGUGAUCCAGCACAACAACACAGAGCUCACAAGACUGCGACCGUCUCCGGGUGGAAACCAACAUUCGGUCCACUUCGAUUACUCGACCGAAGAGGAGCAGCUGUUGGCCGCCAUCAGCCAAUCGGAGCACUGCGAACAGGAGCUGUCCUACCAGUGCAGGAAGUCCCGCCUCCUCAACACUCCAGAGGGCUCUCCGUUCAGCUGGUGGCUCGGUGGUCCUGGUGCCGGUCGCGUCCAGACUUACUGGGGUGGAUCUCAGCCUGGCAGCCAGCAGUGUGCCUGCGGCCUGCAGGGCGACUGUGUGGACCCACAACACUACUGCAACUGUGACGCCGACCGCAUGGAGUGGACCGAAGACUCGGGCAUGCUCACCCACAAAGAGAGCCUCCCUGUCAAGUCUCUGGUACUGGGAGACAUCCAGAGGCCGGGGUCAGAGGCCGCCUACAGGGUGGGACCCCUCAGUUGUCAUGGAGACAAGAACUUCUGGAACGCUGCGUUUUUCGACAAGGAGACGUCGUACCUCCACUUUCCCACCUUCCACGGAGAGCUGAGCGCGGACAUCUCCUUCCUGUUUAAAACCACGGCCUCGUCCGGCGUGUUCCUGGAAAACCUGGGCAUCAAAGACUUCAUCCGGAUCGAGCUGAGCUCUUCCACUCAGGUGGUUUUCUCCUUCGAUGUGGGUAACGGGCCGCUGGAGGUCCGCGUGGAAUCGAGCGCCCCGCUGAACGACAACCGGUGGCACCGAGUCCAAGCCGAGCGGAACAUCAAGGAGGCGACGCUUCGAUUGGAUGAGCUUCCGGCCGCCACGCAGGAAGCUCCCGCUGACGGACACUUCCACCUGCAGCUCAACAGCCAGCUAUUCAUAGGAGGCACGGCGUCCAGGCAGAAAGGCUUUCGGGGCUGCAUUCGCUCUCUGCAGCUGAACGGCGUCACCCUGGACUUGGAGGAGAGGGCGAGCAUCACACCCGGGGUUCGACCCGGCUGCCCGGGUCACUGCAGCAGCUACGGAUCGUUCUGUCAGAACCAGGGCCGCUGUGUGGAGAGAGACGCCGGCUUCCAGUGUGACUGCAGCCUGUCGGCGUACACUGGAGUCUUCUGCCAUACAGAGGUGUCGGCCGGCUUCAAGUCGGAGACGUCCGUCAGCUACACCUUCAAGGAGCCGUACGAGUUGAGCAGGAACAGCAGCGCUCUGCCGUCCUCCAUCUACUCCGACAUGACGCUGAGAGAAGAGAACGUCUCCCUGAGCUUCAGGACCAACCAGAGUCCGGCUGUGCUGUUCUACGUCAGCUCCUACUACAGAGAGUACCUGGCCCUGCUCAUUAACAAGCACGACAUGCUGGAGGUGAGAUACAAGCUGGACGGCAGCAGAGACGUCGAAGUUUUAAGAAGCGCAGCGAAGAGCCUGGCCGACGGACAACUGCACACUGUUUCCAUCCGGAGACUGACAGACUCUGUGUCCGUGCAGAUCGACCAGAACGCCAGAGAAGACUUCAACCUGACAGCUGACGGAGAAUUCAGCGCGAUUAAGUCUCUCGUGUUGGGCAGAAUUUACGGGUCUGAUGAUUUGGAUCCAGACUUGGCCCGGUUGGCUUCUCUCGGUUUUACCGGCUGUCUCUCGGUGGUCCGCUUCAACUCCAUCAGCCCCCUGAAAGCGGCUCUGCUCCACCCGGACACCAGCCCCGUCUCCAUCACCGGACCCUUAAUCCAGUCCAACUGCGGCUCCUCGUCUUCGGCCAAUCCCUACGAGGCCGAGAACACACACCACCUGUCAGACCAGUCUGGCUCGGUGGGUUCAGGUCAACCUUUAGUCAAUGCCAUCAGGACCGACUCGGCUGUGAUUGGAGGUGUCAUAGCGGUGGUGAUCUUUGUGAUUGUGACUGGUCUGGCGAUAACUGCCAGAUUCCUCUACCGGAGAAAAGAGACGUAUCGAAACCAAGAAGUGAAGGGGGUCAAACAGGACGACAGCCAGGAUUUCCCUUUCAACAACCAGGCUGACUCCCAGAACGCCUCCGGCGAAAACCCAAAGGAGUAUUUCAUUUAACUGGAGGCCCCCGAUGACCCGAUGAGCUGGUGGUGGUUGGUUUUUGGAGCAGAGGUCGCAGACAGGGAGGCGUCCCGUCACGCCUCAGGACUUUACACUGCACUCAAAGCCACUCAGAGACUUCACCUGGAGGCCGUGGCUCCACAGAAUAUGGAAAGCAAGAAGGAAACAACGCACACAGUUUUUUGUCAUUUACUGUAAAUUGUGAAUAUACUGAUACGGACUUCUAAGAUGUUGAUAUCGUUUCAAAAACUGUAAAUAUUCAAAGAUGUAAAUGUGGAAGUAACGUCUCCGGCAAUCGCUAACUAAUGUCAUAUUGAAAAGGUUGCAAAUACUCUUAAGGGAAACAGUUUUAAUGGCUUGAUUCUGAGCAUUCAAACUUUAUUUCGGGGGGUGCUUGGGAAUCGUGACUGGAGAGUCUGAUGCACUUUUCUAUGAGGCUAAUGAAUGGACGUUUGCAUAAGUGGAAGUGGAAAUGUCUGACCCAUAAUUAGGCCCUCAGGAAGAGCAGCACUUCUGCAAGAGUUUGUGUUUGGCGCUUCGCUCACUUGUGAUGCUUUUCUUGUCGUGCGCAGAGCUUCGGAGGAGAAACAGUGUGAAGCUCGUUAGAGGCCUCAAAGUCCUGUUCAAGGGAGAUCCGUGUGAGCUCGUACACUCAACUUUGUUUGAUGAUUUUCCGACUCCAGUCAGCGACAGUGAUUUUGUGUUAGUAAGUGGCAUCUUCAAAGUCGUACUCACUCCAGUCACGCACGUUGCCAUCAGCACAUAACAUCUCGUACCGCUGCAGUUUGGCAGCUACUGGUCAAGAGACUUGGAAACUUUCCAUCCAGUUGGGAUUCAUUUUCCAUUUUAUCUUCAGUUUAAUUUAUUGUUUUUCCUCUCGUGCUUUGUUCUUUUCUCUCGUUGGUUUUCCAACAUAAAAGCACAACAACAACAGGGAACAAAACUAAAUCCACGAGCACUGAACGUUCCUAUACUUUGCGAGCUCGUCAUAAAACUCUGGUGCAGGUUGUUCGCUCCGUUAUAAAAGUUCUCUCCUCCCCCGCUGUUUCCUCUCGCAGCCCUCCAAAACGUCUCUGAGCAGUAAAGCUUUUAACACUGACAGCAGCACAGACUCUCUUAACACCACUGCUGUCUGUCACCUCAUUUGCUGCACGCAGAGACCGUUAAUGUGUUUUUGAAAUGCUGAUCCGCUUUCCGUCUGACAGGUGGAUUGUGACUCGACGGAAAGCAGGAAGAGAUGAUCGGAAACGAGACAGGAAAGAUAGGCCGAGAGAAAGUGUCAGGCAGACAUGGAUGUAAUGAGAACAGCCUGAUGUUAACACUUGAAAAUGAAGCAAAUCCUCCCACGUGUUAAUUCAGCUCAUGUGAAGAUAGAGGCAGAAAGAGGAUCGACAGCAGCUGUUUAUCAAAACACACACCGCCGUCUCUCUCCGAGACCCCAAAGCACAGAUGGGAUUUUAAUGACAAAAGUUGCUAAAGCUUCAAAGUGCAUUAUUCAUCCUUUUGUUUCUGUUUUUCUUUCUUAUUCCACGUCACGGCGGCCGGGCCCACACAUAGUCACGUGUUUGAGUUCAUCCUUCGGUGAAGAGGACGCGGAGACUUCUCGUCCUCCGUCCUGCAGCACAGCGCUCGAUUCGCUGAGAGGAACCCGACCGGUUACCUCAGCAGCCUCAUAAUCUCGCGGAGUGAGCACGGCAGGAGGACGCAAAGUAAAAUGUUUAACGUUUGAGCAAGUCACUGACGCAUGCAGUGAUGGUGUGAACCCGCGAGGAUACGGAUGUUUUGACCUUCAGGGUCGGUUUAGUUUCACUGUGAACAACUUUUUUUGUUUCGUACCAGUUUCACAUCAAGUCUCUUGAUUCUGUUUUUGUCACCGGCCUGGUCACACCAAGGAAGUGCUCGCACGGUAAUCUACUGUAACCGGUGACACUAGCCAGCCACAAUAUCAUUUCAUUAAACAAACCUCUGUGCAAAGUAAUGAGCUUACUGCCACUCAAAGUUCACCAAAGUUGAAUUCAGAACAAAAGAUUCUCACUUCUUUACUUUCCACUGUGAGUGUGGAGUUAACUGGAGUUAAUUAAUGUCGCCACGACUUUUAAUCAUUUUAAAUGCCGCUGAUAUCAGCCUUAAAGGACCUCAGUGUACGAUUUAGUGGCAUCGAGCAGGAUCGUUGCUCACCCCGGGAGACGAUACGCGACCUAUAGAUAAAAAAUGAUUCUUCUUUUCAGGUGGUUAUACACUAAUUAUGCAUAUUAUAUUACAUUUCUGUCAUAUUCUAUAAAUUGAGUCCCACUAAAUCACACACUGACACGCUGGACCUUUAAGGCUGGUGAUAUUCUGUAUUCUCUUUGUUGUCUUCGAAUCCCAUGAAACGACUAAAACAAACAAUUAGGUGCCCGAACUACAACGUCUGUGCAGCCUAAGCCUGAUAUAUGAGCCAGGCCACAUGUUUAUGUCAUGGAGCUCUGAUCCUGCCGCCGUUAAUACUCCGUGAGACACAAAAUGUGUAUUAAUCCGCUGCUGAAAAUUGUCACUGAGUAACGUUUGCAAAAAAACGUCAGUGUCCAGCUGUUUUAAGAAAUGACCUGAUUUUAUAUUUUAAUAUUUACAUAUUGAGUCAGAAGAGACUGAGGCCACAGACAGGUUAGAGAAGUCCGAUCCUGUUGGGAUGAAUAUUGUUGGAUUUGGUCUUUUCAUGGGAUUAGUUGACCAAAAGAGCGUUGAACAGUGUCGUUUGGGUUCGUUUCUUUUUAGUAUACAGUGACUGUAGUGUUGGUGAGUAACAGUGAUGUUGUGAGAGUGAGUGACAUGCUGCAGAUUUUACUCACCUCAAUCCUGUUUGAUAAAAUUCAAAAGAUCAUGUUUCCACUGUAUCUGGACGUUUUUUUUCUGCUUUACAGACGAAUCAUCGACUGAAUAAAUGUUAACAGGACACUCCAA